Hydra vulgaris (swiftwater hydra) is the source of this 1285-nucleotide messenger RNA. RefSeq lists its product as uncharacterized. Gene Ontology annotation, biological process: signal transduction. NCBI's taxonomy places the organism in Eukaryota, Metazoa, Cnidaria, Hydrozoa, Anthoathecata, Hydridae. The record is from RefSeq and is a predicted model, not a curated record. Gene Ontology annotation, molecular function: protein binding.
CAGGUUAUUGGACUUAAUUUAAAAAAAUAUUUUUUAAAUAUUGUUUUAAUAUUACUAUGUAAAAUAUUAUCAUGUUAAGCAACUAUGCAAAAUAUUCAACAUAGUUGAGCUGUUGUAUGCACAAAAAUUAUUAGCUUUAUCAACCCCAUCAGUUUCAACAGUGCCAUCUAGUGACAACAAUAUACACAACGCAUAUCUAUUAAUAUAAAAUACAAUCAAGUUUUGAAUGGCAAACUUAAAAUUAUUUAUAUAACUGAACUGUAUAUACAAAGUUUACUUAUGGAAGUCAUUUUUAGUUUUUUAAGAUGAAUCAAAACAUACCUAGUUCUAAACUGUUAAAACUUACAGAAUGUCUUUCUGAAAGCUGGAAAGAAUUGGCUGAAGAAAUUCCUUUACCGUCUUAUAAGAUAACUGCCAUUGAUAAAGAGGAGUCGCAAUUAGUAGAAAAAGCUUAUCGUGUUUUGUAUAGUUGGUUUCAAUUGGCUCCUGAUACAUUUAAUGAAAAUAACAUAAAAAUGAAGUUGAAAUCUAUUCAACGGAAUGAUAUAAUUAAUGAUGUCUUUGGAGAAGUUGAUGAUCGACUUAUGAAACCUAAAGAAACCAAUUUUAAAGCCAAAACUAAAGUUGUUUCUAAAGUUGAGAACCUUUCUUAUCGCCAGAUUGCAUCACUUUCUGACUUAUUAGAUCCUGAAUAUGGCUGGGAAGAAUUUGCCCAUAACCUUUUUGAAUGUGACAACGAAAUGUUAAAUGAAGUAUUAAAGCUUCGUUUUGACUAUGCAGGAGGUGGUAACCCAGCUUACAAGUUCUUAAAACUUCUGCUUCAAAGAAGGCCGACGAUACGUUUAAAUGAAUUUUUGGAUGCUUGUAAAGAAGUACAAAGAGCAGAUAUCGUUUACUAUGCGAAUGAAAACUUUAGUAAAGUUUGUUUGAUCAAUGAAUUAAAUAAAAGACAACUAAAAGAAUUUGCCGAAAAGAUACGUGGAAAUAUAGUUCCUAGCAAUUGGGCCGAAAUUGCAAGCGAAUUUAGAGAGUUUUCUGCUAAAGAUAUAAAGAGAAUAGAACUUGAAAGAAUGGCCUCGAAUAGCUAUAGUCCGACGAAAAAGUUAUUUGAAAAGCUUCAACAGACCCAUCCCAAAAUGGAGUUAAAAAAGUUAAUUAGUGUAUGUGAAAAAAUAAAGAGGAGAGAUGUAGCUAAUAAACUUAGUGAGUUUGCAUUAAACAAUAAACAAUAGUCAAGUAGCUAAAUUCAUUUAUAUAGAAGGUAUAUUCACUGUUUUCAAAAUAA